GAGGUCUGAUACAUUGUCUUCUUCCAAAGGAUAAAGUGCAAACCAAAAGGAGUUUGUGAACCUUUUUUAUGUGCUUUAAUUGGACAGUGUCUCUCACUCUCUUUGAAAAAGACUGAUCUUUUUUAUUAUUUUUUGGGUUUUUUUUUAUUUGUUUUAAUUCUAGUUUAUACCAAAACCAUCCUGUUGAAGCUGAUAAAGUAUGGCAAAGAAGACAACUUUGUGGGUGUGUUUGUUUUUUAUAUAGACUCGUGGGUUUAUUUAUGAUUAUGAUGAUUCAUGCCUACUUCGAAUACUUUCUUAGAUGCGAAGUAGAUUUUAUUUUGGCUAUUGCUAUAUCAUCAUGCUGAUGAUUCUUAACAUCUCUCUCUCUCUCUCUCACUCUCUGUGUACCAGUUUAGGCAGCAAAACCUCUUACUGAAACGUAACUUUCCCAAGCACAGGAAUUAUCUGCUACCAACUCUCUCUCUCUCGCUAUUCUUGAGGCUGCAUUUAUGAUAGAAUAUUAUAUAUAGAUAUAGCAAAUUUUAUAAAAACCAGAUCUCCUACCUUCAUAUUUAUAUAUAUAUAUAUAUAUAUAAACACCUUUUUCGUUAAAGUAUUCCAGGAUUCACGUGCCUGUUAUAACUGAAAUUUGUUUGAUAAGAUUUACUUUUCUUCUUUUAUUAUCUUUCACUAUUACUAUAUUUCUUUUAUUGGGUAGACCCCUCUUUUUCUGUUUUCUUUUUUUGUUGGUAAAUAUCUCUUUUGGUUUUUUUUUUUUUUUUGGCGGGUGUAAUGUGAAUAACGUAUUACAUUAUUAUAUAUAGUUGAGAGGGUGAACUUCGAGGAAUGUAUUAAGAGGUGGGUUUUCCGUGAAAGACUUGGGAUUUUCUCAAAUGGGUAGGUGUAGGUUUGGUGGGGUUUUAAUUGUGCUGAGCUGUGCUUUGUUGGUGCUCGUUGGUCUUGUUGUUGAAGGAUACCCAGAUGAGGACCUGGUUUUGAGUCUCCCUGGUCAACCAAAAGUUGGGUUCAAACAAUAUGCUGGGUAUGUUGAUGUGGAUGUAAAAGCUGGAAGAAGCUUAUUUUACUAUUUUGUUGAAGCAGAUAAAGACCCUGAUAGCAAGCCCCUAACUCUCUGGCUCAAUGGCGGUCCCGGUUGUUCUUCCAUUGGUGGAGGUGCCUUUACAGAGCUGGGACCAUUUUAUCCUAAAGGUGAUGGACGAGGUCUCAGAAGAAAUUCUAUGUCCUGGAAUAGAGCUUCUAAUCUCCUCUUUGUUGAGUCUCCUGCUGGUGUUGGAUGGUCAUACUCAAAUACAAGUUCAGAUUACAAUACCGGGGAUGCUUCUACUGCCAAGGAUAUGCGUAUGUUCAUGAUGAAAUGGUAUGAGAAGUUUCCAACUUACAAAUCCAGAGCUUUGUUUCUUACCGGAGAAAGCUAUGCAGGGCACUAUAUACCGCAGCUGGCUAUUGCUUUAUUGGACCACAAUGAACAUUCAUCUGACUUCAAGUUCAAUCUGAAAGGAGUUGCUAUUGGGAAUCCACUGCUUAAGCUUGAUCAGGAUACUCGAUCAACAUACGAAUACUUUUGGUCACACGGAAUGAUUUCUGAUGAAAUUUUCCUUACCAUCACGAACAAAUGUCAUUUUGAUGAUUAUGAGUAUGCGAGUCCUCACAAUGUAACUGACCCGUGCAACCAUGCACUAUCAGAAGCAAACAGCAUAGUUAGUGAUUACAUAAAUGCUUAUGAUGUGAUCCUUGAUGUUUGUUAUCCAGCUAUUGUUCAACAAGAACUGAGAUUGCGAAAAUUGGCUACUAAGAUCAGUAUAGGUGUUGAUGUGUGUAUGAGCUACGAAAGACGUUUCUAUUUCAAUCUUCCCGAAGUUCAGAAAGCUCUUCAUGCAAAUCGUACAAAACUACCUUAUGGCUGGUCUAUGUGCAGUGAAGUUCUAAAUUACAGUGAUACCGAUGGUAAUAUCAAUAUCCUUCCCUUGCUCAAAAGGAUAGUUCAUAAUCACAUACCAGUUUGGGUUUUCAGUGGAGAUCAAGAUUCUGUUGUGCCAUUAUUGGGCUCUAGGACACUUGUCCGCGAACUAGCAUACGAACUUGAUUACCAGAUUACAGUCCCCUAUGGAGCUUGGUUUCACAAGGGGCAGGUGGGAGGUUGGGCUACUGAGUAUGGAAAUCUGUUGACAUUUGCAACAGUAAGGGGUGCUGCUCACAUGGUACCAUAUGCACAGCCAUCGCGAGCAUUGCAUCUGUUCAGUUCAUUCGUGCAUGGCCGAAGGUUGCCAAACACGACUCGUCCAUCGAUUGAUGAUUGAGAAAAAAGGUUUUAAGCCUAUCUACAACAAUGUAGUAGCAGAAUGUUAGCUGUUUCAAAGAAUAGAAAAUUUGCUUAACAGAAAGGGCAAUAAAGAAGAAAAAAAAAGAAUUGGUGAUUGAUUUAUCUGCAAUUGUAAUUUCAAUUGUAUUUUGGAAAAGUUAGUAGCCUCAAGCAGAGAUAUUCUGCAUAAACACUUUCAUCCAAGUUCUUGUCUCUGUCAAAUGAAAAAAAAAAAAAAAAAAAAAAAGAUUUGUGUUUGGAUUAAAUGAAAAUGAAAAUGGUUUAUUGGAACUAA
This is a messenger RNA of Ziziphus jujuba (common jujube), 2597 nucleotides long. RefSeq names its product serine carboxypeptidase-like 42. The record is from RefSeq and is a predicted model, not a curated record. The transcript has 10 exons. Bases 876 to 2300 code for a protein of 474 amino acids. Gene Ontology annotation, molecular function: serine-type carboxypeptidase activity. Gene Ontology annotation, biological process: proteolysis. Lineage: Eukaryota; Viridiplantae; Streptophyta; Magnoliopsida; Rosales; Rhamnaceae.